Molecule: messenger RNA, 1255 nt
Organism: Lotus japonicus
Lineage: Eukaryota; Viridiplantae; Streptophyta; Magnoliopsida; Fabales; Fabaceae
Product: probable ribose-5-phosphate isomerase 3, chloroplastic
Exons: 1
Coding region: 248-1090 (280 amino acids)
Biological process (GO): pentose-phosphate shunt, non-oxidative branch
Molecular function (GO): ribose-5-phosphate isomerase activity
Source: RefSeq, a predicted model, not a curated record
GAUGAGAUAAAUAAAAGGGAAAAGAGAAACAAACCUUUGGUGUGGUCUCAGUUUCACUCUCAGUUUCUGCACCUACCAUUACCAACCAAACAAACAAGAUAGUAGUAGAUAGGAUCAUAUCAUAAUCAUAUAUAAUUCUGAUUCAUACAUAUACAUAGGAGAAAACAACACUUACUUCAUAGAAUCGAUUCUUAAUCGAAUCGAAUCAAUUCUGCUACUCUGUGUUUGCUGAACUUGAAUUUUGUCAAUGGCUUCCUUAUCCCUCUCAUCACCACCAUCUCUCUCCUCCGCACACCACAAUGCCUCCUCCCACCUUAUCCUACGCACCCCCACUUCCCUUAAACUACGCACCUCCGCCACUCCCAAACCCAUCCGUGCCAUCACCCUCACCCAAGACGACCUCAAGAGACUCGCCGCCGACAAGGCCGUCGACUACGUCAAGUCCGGCAUGGUCCUCGGCCUCGGCACCGGCUCCACCGCCGCCUUCGUCGUCGCCAAGCUCGGCGAGCUUCUCUCCUCCGGCCAACUCACCAACAUCAUCGGCGUCCCCACCUCCAAGCGCACGGAGGAGCAGGCGCGAUCCCUCGGCAUCCCGCUCUCCGUCCUCGACGACAAUCCCCGCCUCGAUCUCGCCAUCGACGGCGCCGACGAGGUCGACCCUUUCCUCAACCUCGUCAAGGGUCGCGGCGGCGCUCUUCUCCGGGAGAAGAUGGUCGAGGCCGCGUCUGACAAAUUCGUAGUCGUCGUCGACGACACCAAACUCGUCUCCGGCCUCGGCGGCUCCGGGCUGGCGAUGCCGGUGGAGGUGGUGCAGUUCUGCUGGAAGUACAAUCUGACGAGGCUUCAGGAAUUGUUCAAGGAAGAAGGUGUGGAUGCGAAAUUGAGAUUGGAUGAGAGUGGGAAACCCUAUGUCACUGAUAAUUCCAACUACAUCGUUGACUUGUACUUCAAGACUCCGAUUAGGGAUGCAAAUGCCGCCGGAGCUGAGAUUUCGGCACUCGAAGGCGUGGUGGAGCAUGGAUUGUUCCUCAACAUGGCUACCUCAGUCAUCAUUGCUGCCAAGGAUGGAGUUGAAGUCAAGAACAAGUGAUUGUUGUUGAUUCUCAAGUUAAUUGAAUUUCCAGUUUUCUCAACAAUGGUUGGUUGGUGUCUGUGUAUUAUUUUUUGUUUUGAGAUCCUAUCAUCCCCUUUGAGCGGGGAAUAACAAUAAAACUUGAUAAAUUCAUUUCUCUAGUGCUUGCUUGGUUCCUCAGAA